Salvelinus fontinalis (brook trout) is the source of this 1255-nucleotide messenger RNA. Its product is annotated as zinc finger MYM-type protein 1-like. Lineage: Eukaryota; Metazoa; Chordata; Actinopteri; Salmoniformes; Salmonidae. The record is from RefSeq and is a predicted model, not a curated record. The transcript has 2 exons. Bases 133 to 1182 code for a protein of 349 amino acids.
CUGAUAUCUCAAAUACGAGUUGAUAAAAUGUUCAUAAGAAAGAAGUGAAAUGCUAAUGGAAAUGUUUCACAAUGAUGUCAUUAGGCAGAGCAGGCAACAGAUGGCACACAGACAGCUGAGUUGGGGACAGAUAUGCAGGGACAGACUGGCAGAGACAGGGAGUCUCAGGAGUCAGACUGUGAGUCAGUGAGGGUGGUGAAAGGGAAAGAGCCAAGGAGAGAGACUUCAGAGGACAGUGUCACAGCCACGGCAGGACCAGGUGUCACCCUUGUUGCCAGCAGCACCAGUAUAGGGGACAGUGGCACAGCAUCGUCCAGUUACCUCAGUGAUGGCACAAAACCAUAUCAGCCACACCCACAAUUUAUAGAACCGCAAACUCUUGCCAACAGAGUGUUGACGUUUCAAGAGAGAUGGUUUCGCGAUUUCCCCUGGCUACAUUAUAAUCCAUCAAUAAAAGGAGUGUUGUGUUUUCACUGUAGCCAAGGGUUUUCAAGCCAGCCAUCUUUUGGCCAAAGAGCAGAUGCUGCCUUCUUUAGUGCAGGAUUUAGGAACUGGAGAAAAGCCAUUGAAAAAUUCACAGCACAUCAAAACUGCCAAACCCACCGCCACUUUGUAACUGUAACAGCACACCAGCUAAAUCCAAUCAGUGUCCAGUUAUCCAGCGCAUGGGGUAAACAGCAGGAGGACGCAAGGCAUUGCUUGAUGAAAAUUGUUAGUUCGGUGCGGCAUGUAGUAAGACAGGGACAAGCCUUUAGAGGCCACACGGAUGACAGUGGGAAUUUAUACCAGCUUUUGAAACUCAGGGCAGAAGAGGAUGAUCCCAUUUUACUGAAGUGGUUAACAGAGCGUACCACAAUGUACACAGGCCCCAAAGCACAGAAUGAAAUUCUGAACAUCAUGGCCAAUACAGUCAUUCGAGGCAUUGCAGCUGAGAUUAGGUCUCUUCCGAUUGUACAAUUUUCAUUAAUUGUUGAUGGUACUCAAGAUGUCUCUGGUGCUGAACAGGAGAGUGUCUGUCUGCGUUAUGUUGACCAUGACCUUGUCCCUCACGAGGACUCGCCUGUUGUCUCCGACACCCUGUCUCUGGUAUGCAGGCUGCAGUCGAGUGUGUGCGGUCAUCUCUUAGGGGCAAGAGAAAUGACGAAAGCUACCUUGCACUGUAUGAGAAAGCAACAACUUUGAUUGACUCUAUUGAAUCCAUUGAAUCCAUUGAGACGCACUCAAGACGAUUUGCUGGCAAAGCAGUGGAUCACUA